Spinacia oleracea (spinach) is the source of this 1342-nucleotide messenger RNA. RefSeq names its product protein FLX-like 1. The transcript has 4 exons. The record is from RefSeq and is a predicted model, not a curated record. The coding region runs from base 139 to 942 and encodes 267 amino acids. NCBI's taxonomy places the organism in Eukaryota, Viridiplantae, Streptophyta, Magnoliopsida, Caryophyllales, Amaranthaceae.
AGGGCCUUAGUCGUGUGAACCAAACGGCCCUAACCUUUUCUACCACCACCAUAGGCGUGGGAAACUGGGAAUCGCUUGAAAUAAAAGGGGCGAAGAGCCAAGCCCACAACUGUUGACGAACCGGCGAAGGUGAGAAAGAUGGCCGGAAGACAUCCCCUUUCGCGAGUCCCACCACCAUCUCUAAUCGUGUCCCACCACCGUGAAAUCCAGGGUCUCCUUCUCGACCAGAAAGAAAUGGUCGCAAUGCACGCGGCUAUCAAGCAAGAACUCGUCGCCGCCGAUCUAGAGCUCCGGAAACUCUCCGCCACCGCCCGAGAAAUCAGGGAGGAGAGAGAAUCACAAGUUAAGGAGCUUUAUGAUAAAUCCCUAAAACUAGAGACAGAGGUUCGCGCCAUUGAAGCCCUUAAUUCCGAGCAUACGCAAGUAAUUGGUGACAUUCAGAAAUUGACGGAGAGUAAAAUUCAACUUGCUGCUCAAUUAAAGGUUCUUGAUACUGAGUUAUCUGACUUAUCUCGGGUUAAGAUUGAUGCUUCCCAAGUUCCUGUUAUUCAGGCUGAUGUUGAUAAAAUGAAGCAAGAGCUUCUAAAAGGAAGAGCUGCAGUAGAAUAUGAAAAGAAGACACGGGAAGCUAACCUUGAACUGAGUCAAGCAAUGGACAUGAAAAUGAAUUCUCUGCAACGUGAUAUUGAUAUGCUACGUGCUGAGCUUGCUAAUACUGAGAAACGAGCAAGGGCAGCUGCUGCUGCUUCAAAUCCAGAUCCUGGAUACAUGGGAAACUAUGGAAGUCGUGGUAUGGCAUAUGAAGGAGGUCCUUAUUCUGUUCAAUAUUCCAUGCAUCAGGGGCAACUAACGGCCGAUAGUACUUCCUCAUCUCUAUAUGGACGUCCACCAGGUAGUCAUGGUCCAUUUGACGCCCAACAGCUUCAUGUGCGGAAAGGAUGAUCUAUGCCUUCUCCUUUCUUUCAAGGCUACCUGCAACUCUGCAAACUUUAAUUGUUGAAAAUGAUCUUGAAAACUGAUUUUGGCUGAAACCAGAAACAAAAUAAGAGAAAUAUAGUUCAAGUCGGCAAGUUGCACAUCCCUCAACCUCUCAGCUUAACACAGGAACAAAUUUUCUGCUCCAACGAUGAAUUUGAUUGCCCGCCUCCGUUUGGUUUACCCCUGGAUUCAUGGAUAUGAGUAGGGGUUAGACAGCAAUUUUCUGUGUUGGGAUUUUACUGUAUCUCAGAAUUUUUCUGUACCCUAAUGUCACCGAAUAGCCAAGUAGAAGGUAUAAUCUGUGGAUAUAAAGGUUGGUAUAUAUAAUCUAAAACUAUGGUUCUCUGUCUUCCAAGGACAAAAA